Messenger RNA from Pelobates fuscus (common spadefoot toad), 3310 nucleotides. RefSeq names its product lysophosphatidic acid receptor 2 (gene LPAR2). Bases 973 to 2046 code for a protein of 357 amino acids. Gene Ontology annotation, molecular function: lysophosphatidic acid receptor activity. Gene Ontology annotation, cellular component: plasma membrane; cytoplasm. The transcript has 3 exons. NCBI's taxonomy places the organism in Eukaryota, Metazoa, Chordata, Amphibia, Anura, Pelobatidae. Gene Ontology annotation, biological process: adenylate cyclase-activating G protein-coupled receptor signaling pathway; regulation of metabolic process. The record is from RefSeq and is a predicted model, not a curated record.
CAGGAGCAGAGCCAUCCAAAGCAGCAGUAUUCACACUGCAGGUUUACGCUGGAUUUACUAAUAUACGAACCUACAUACAAACAUAUAUACGCACCACCAUAUAGCUCAACACAUGAUAUAUUGCCAAUCUCACUCUCUAUACACUUUGUAUACAAUAACACAGAUACUGUAUACAGCAAUUCAUCACCCACCCCUGCACACACAAUAUACUAACAUACUACAUACAGCACUAAUCUCCCAUCCCUGCACACACAAUAUACUAACAUACUACAUACAGCACUAAUCUCCCAUCCCUGCACACACUAUAUGCUAACAUACUACAUACAGCACUAAUCUCCCACCCCUGCACACACUAUAUGCUAACAUACUACAUACAGCACUAAUCUCCCAUCCCUGCACACACUAUAUGCUAACAUACUACAUACAGCACUAAUCUCCCAUCCCUGCACACACUAUAUCCUAACAUACUACAUACAGCACUAAUCUCCCAUCCCUGCACACACUAUAUGCUAACAUACUACAUACAGCACUAAUCUCCCACCCCUGCACACACUAUAUGCUAACAUACUACAUACAGCACUAAUCUCCCAUCCCUGCACACACUAUAUGCUAACAUACUACAUACAGCACUAAUCUCCCAUCCCUGCACACACAAUAUACUAACAUACUACAUACACAGCUGAUCGCCCACGCCUGCACACACUAUAUACUAACAUACUACAUACACAGCUGAUCGCCCACGCCUGCACACGCUAUAUACUAACAUACUACAUACACAGCUGAUCGCCCACGCCUGCACACACAUACAUUGUAACAUAAACUAACACAACGUUCUACUUCCAUAUACAUCGUUUUUACAGGGGGCGUUUAGCUCCUGGAUGUAGAUUAAAUUCUCUCCAGUCAGACAGAUACACAAGGCUGAUAUCACACAGACAGAGGACGCACUAAGCAUAUGAGUGGCACAUAAAGUGGAUGCAGAUGGCAUACUUGUUUGGAAUAAAGGACCCUCUCAAGAUGAAGCAGUGUUUUUAUAACGAGAGCAUUGAAUUCUUCUAUAACAAUAGUGGCAAAGAAUUAACAAAGGAAUGGAGAACUAAAGACACUCUGGUUGUAGUGCUUGGACUUAUAGUAUGUGUGUUUGUGCUCUUGUUAAACCUUCUGGUCAUCACAGCCAUUAUAAUCAAUCGGCGGUUCCACUACCCCAUCUACUACCUUUUGGGCAACUUGGCGGCUGCUGAUCUGUUUGCUGGGGUUGCCUACACAUAUCUCAUGUUCCACACUGGACCAAGGACAGCUAGUCUCACAGUCAAAACCUGGCUACUUCGACAAAGCCUUUUGGAUACCAGUCUCACAGCCUCAGUUGCCAACCUACUGGCCAUAGCAGUAGAAAGACAUCAAACAAUCUUCACCAUGCAACUCCACACAACAAUGUCAAACCAGCGUGUAUGCAUCCUUAUUGCUUGCAUUUGGAUUACAGCUUUAUUGUUGGGUCUAAUACCAUCAUUUGGUUGGCAUUGUAUGUGUGACAUCGGCAGUUGUUCAAGGAUGGCUCCACUAUACAGUCGGAGUUACCUAAUAUUUUGGGCAGUAUCCAACUUAGUGGCCUUUAUCAUCAUGAUGGUGGUUUAUAUGCACAUCUUCAUCUACGUCAAGAGAAAGAUGACAAGAAUGUCUCAACACACCUCAUUUCAUCCCAAGUAUCGGGAAACCAUGAUAAACUUGAUGAAAACGGUGUUCAUCAUUUUGAGUGCCUUUGUGAUUUGUUGGACCCCUGGCCAAGUUGUCCUCCUCUUGGAUGGUCUUGGAUGCACCCAGUGUAAUGUCCUGGCUGUUGAGAAAUAUUUCCUUCUCCUUGCUGAGAUAAACUCUGUAAUUAAUCCUAUUGUAUACUCCUAUCGAGACAAUGAGAUGAGGAUUACCUUCAAGCGCAUCCUAUGCUUCUGCUGCAACAGGGGGUCAAAAUACUCGCAUUCAGUUAAGUCAACAAAUACGGAGAGGAGAAUAUUGGCUGACAAUGGGCAUUUGGUACGAGACUCUUCCAUUUAGAGUAAUAAUCGCACCUGACUUUUGAGAGCAAGAAGAUUGCACAUGGGGCACUUUCCAAAUAUACCACAAACGAUACAUAAAAGCCUGUUGGACACGGGAUGAGUGGAAUUUUGUCUGGACUCUACUAUGGAGAUCUGUAGUUCCAUUUGUUAUACACCAUCAAGAGGAAAAUGAGUUGCAGAGUUUAGUCAUGGGACUAAACAAUGAUCUUGUUUGGAAAUGUGCACCAGCAUGAACAAAUUUGCAGUUAUAGAGUGGACGUAAUUAUUCACCUAGUAUAUGGAAUUCACGUGACUAUUCGUAUCAGCUGUUACUACUUACAACUGUUGAUGCAACUUUACUUUUGACUUAGAUUUUUUGUCUUCGAUACAAACAAAUUAGAAGUUUUUACCCGUAAAGGUUAAAGAGUUGGCGGCAUAAUUAAUAUCCCCCAUUGCAAAUAGUUUAUUAUAUUGAAUAACAGUAGAAAAUAUGAAUUAUUUUUACAAAGGAUAACAGGAAAUGAAAUAUGGAGCUGCAGGAUGCAAAAGGGAAUGUUUACAGCUUUGUCAUAUUAAUAUUUUAGUCUUUGAUUUUUGAUUGGCUAUCAAACACUGAAUCAAAACAUACAGAAGUUCUGUUUCUCUUUCUCUUGCAUCAAGUAUACCCAUUAUAUUAACUACUUCUCACUGCCCUUUCUUAGAAAGCUCUUUCACCAGGUCAUUCUAAACUAUCCAACUCUUUGGCAAAUCUUUUUGUUUUGAACACUAAGCAAUAUCAGUAGAUUGCUAAAAGCCAUGGUGCAACAAAAAAUAAACAAGAGGAUGUAAAACAGAGGGAGUUGUUAAGUCAUUGUAUGUCAAAAUACAGCUAUUUCAAAAUACACGAGGGAACAGGAAGACGUAAAAUGAUUAAAGAGGAGAAAGUGUUGGGAAAUGUGACGGGGUUUGGUAAACCUGGGAGCUUUGUGGCGAAACGAGACGUUCCCUGCCACCUCUCCCCACCCACCCAAAAAAAUGUUAAAUCUCCAAAGCCUAAUAUUAUGACAACCAUGGGACCUACAUACCACACAGUAUGGGACUGUCUCCUUCCUGCUCCCAAAUGGGCAAGGAAUUGGGGGUGGGGAUCACAAAGGAUCCCAGGUUAACUUGUAGGGCUGUUCGGGAGCAACAGUAAUGAAUAAACAGGUAUAUGUGGUAAUAAAAAAAAAAUUAAAACAUAUAAGUAUGUUUUAGGAUGGCCUAUUGAAAGUUGUUGGAUAGUUUAUACAUGACUAAUGCUGAAU